AUGCAGAAGUCCUGGACACUGCCGGCGGAGGGGUUCGAGGCGCUCUGCGACUUGGAAGACUCCGUGGCACCGGGGCUUCCAGCCCUAGCCAGAGAGAUGGCGCGAGACAGCAACUGCGUGGCAAACGAGAGUGGCGGGGCCACAAGGCCCUUAGCCGAGGAGAUUUCCCUCCGAAUCAGCGGCGACAACGAGGACCGGCAGAGCUACGUGGUGAUCCCACGAGUGGCAGGCAUAGUCUUUGCCCGGCUAGGCCCCGCAGAACCCCGUGCUGCCACCGGGGGUCGCGCUAGCGAUGUCGGAAGCAGUGGCCACGCUUGCGUUCGAGCGUCGGCAGUGAUGGCUCGACUUGAGCGAGAAGGCGGCGGCACCGGCGCGAUGGCUGUGCGGCACCGGUUUGUCCUCGAGGAGAUGGAUGUGUUUCGCGGGGACGAUGAUUUCCGGGACUGCAGUGAAGCUGUUAAUACCGAGAGAGCAAGUGCAAAGAAAAUCACAAGACGCUAUCUAUCUCUGCCGGUGGCUUACGCCGAUCUGCUGGAGGAGGCCACUUCGCCGUCGCCCAGCCCAGAGGGGAAAUUUGUUUCUUCUAGAAUCUGGAGCCGAUGGCGCCGGGGGAGUAAGUACCGGGCAGGCGUGAAUCAAGUCGUCCCUGACUUUGGAGAAGACACAGGAUUCGAAGGCGAGCGGGGUAAACGCCUGCUCGGCCCCGAGCAGCCUGUACGGGAAGACAGACGCGCCGCAGGCUCAAGGAAACCCAGCCAACACGAUCCGCCAUCUACCACGGCGCCACACGCCGGGGGGAUCAGCAGUCGCUGUCAGCCCGAGAAACCACAAGAGCAUGCUCUCACCGUACGUGGGGUGCAAGCGGCGUCGUUGGACCAGGCAAUACGGUGGGCUUCGACGCGAGACGUCGUCUGGGCGGUGUUAGCCGCGGCUUGCCGACCGGAGGACGGCGGUUGCCGCACGGCGGCUGAGACCCGAGGAGACGCGGCACAGACGACAGCGGUCUGUGCCGCAGGUGCCGCUUGUGCCCUGCUGGCCAGGUUGUUCGGGAACGGUACACCAGACCGAGGGACAGCCAGAAUCAGUGUCAAGGAGGCGCCGAUUGUUCUCGGUCUGUGGUGGGAAGGUUUCUGCGCGACAGCGGUGCCAUUUUGUGGCGACGACGGCGGGGGGCAGGGUACCUUGCCCCUCCUGCGAGAGGCUCCCAGAUUGCUCCUCGAAGGGAUGCUGGAAAUCCCCGCGGUAGAGGCGGCCUUUCUCGAGCGAGGCUUGGCACGACAUCUGGCGGACGUGUUGCGCGUCGCCUUGGUACGGAUGAAAUCCGCUUGGGAAGAGGAGGAGUUGAGCGAUCAUCAGAGCACGGGCUAUCCGUGCACCGGGAACGCGUCUCCGUGCGGAAUGACCAAGCUCCCGGACGGUGAUGCCAGUGCUUCCCGCCCUUCCCACGGCACCAUCGGGGCGAUUAUCCGACCAACAACAGCACAAGGUGGUGCAUCCCUCUCCCCUGAAGCGGACCCUCGUGAUCAGCGACUUCCGUGGUGGCUAAUCUUCAACCAAAGGAGGGGGAAAGUAUGUGAUAGAUCUUCUGAUCAUGCCUUCGAGGACGCGCUCAAAACCGGUGGUGGUAGCGCCGACGGGGAUAGCACCGGGAUGAGCUGCAGGACGGUGUCGCGCGACAGCAAGGGAGAAAGAAUGAGCCGUGGACCUGACACCAGCCGAAAAGACGACCCCAACGACGGCCUUCAUGUCGCUGCCGGCAACGACAACCUCGGCUCGGAAUCCGUGCCGACUCCCUCCGUAUCAGCGCACCGGGAGAGGGAGGGGAUAGUGCAGCUGAGGACAGGACACGGCGCUGAUGUUGCCUACCGGGAGCGAAUUUCCCCGCCGAUGCUACGGCUCGACGCCCUGGACUCGAUUCUCGCCACCAAAGAGUGGGGGUCUCCACGGGGUAGUUCGCAGCGUGCGGCGGUAACCUUGUCCACGGCUUCGACUCGGGCGGCGCCGGAACAUCUGCCUACGUUCUUGAGCGCACGGGGGCCAACAAGCCGGGCCUCCGCUCGCCAUGGCAGCGGGCGCUCCUUGCGCACUGGUCGAACAACCCAGAGAGACUGGACAGCCUCGACAGGGUGUUCGACCGUUCGAAGUUUUGCACCUACCGUCGCGACUGAUGUGGAUGCGGCGGCGUCUCGCCCGCUGCCUCUGCCGGUGCCCCAGCCUUUGCUGUUGAAUGACGGGAACCCUGUUCGCGGUGGCGACGAUCGUGGCGGAGAAGAGGUGCGUUGUGGAGGAAGUGAUGGUGGCGGUGAUGGUGAACGUCGUGGCUCUAGUGGAGGUGAAAGGUGUUUGGGAGGUGGUGUGGUGGUAGGGUCGAGGGCGCCUAGCGGUGGUGGCAGUAUUCCAUCGGCGGUGGAGCAAGCAUCGGGUAAAACUGGCCGAUCCGGCAUCGUUGAGGAUGAUGAUGGCAAUCUCCUUCACAAUGCUGACACGGACGACACGGUCGUGCCGGCGACGCAUGGUGGAAGAUACACCAGUGUCAGGAAAGAAACGCCUGGCUUAUCUCUCGAGGAACUCCCGGCGACGAGAACGGCGGCAGAAGUUACAAGUGCGCCCGUCGAUCGAGAUAGCCCAUGUAUUUCCGGCGAGGCUUUCGCCCGGGUUUCCCCCCGCGCGUCACCGGCCUCGCCCAAAGAGUCUCCCGCUGGGUACGCCGAGCACAGCUUAAAGUCGGGAGGUGGAAAUCUGGCGUUAUCGCCUCCUGUGGUUGACGCCGGUCGCGGAUACUCUACAAGGCACAGCCCUCAUCAAGCACCAAAAAAUGGCACCCUUGACCAGGUCGACGGCGCCCCGGCCUGUAGACCGGGAUCCACUCCAUCUGCUAACGGCACCGCCGGCGACACUUUCGAGGGGCCUUUCGACGGCAUCCUUUCGCAGAACCACCCACUGGCUGUUGAGAACUCGGGUAGUAUGGACCAUGGGAGCCUGCGCGCGCUGCCGACUUAUCGCUCCUCGGCGGCCUUGGUUAUCGAUUUGGCUCGCGAUUCGGCACCGGUAGUUGCACCGCUUUCUUCGCCGUCACCGACGCGGCAGAAGCGCCAGGCCACUACACAUGUGUUCGGGGCGGCGGUUGCGAUCGCGAAGAUGUUGCUGUCCCUUCUCCCGUCGACAUCGGCCGAGCAUGAUCCCGGAGGCAGCCUUGUUGCCGCUCUGGAAGUUCUCUCGUUUGUAGGGGCGUUGUCGUGGACCGACGGCAACUCUUGGGCAACGGCACCUGUGCCUACCACCUGUGGCAGCAAGCCGGCGGUGGUGGGCCACGCCAGGAGGGUCGACGCCGGUCCUCACGAUACCCGGCGUGAGCCCUCAGUUUGGCCGCUUGAGCUAGACAACGUCGAGAUCGCGCUGCUGGCACGAGCGGGAGAGGUCCACCUGGACCGCCGGUUAUCGGUGCUACGGCUACAGUGUCAACGAACUGGCCACGACGAGUGUGGCGAGGAGAUGGCAUCCCAGUCACACCGAAGCCAUGUGCACAAGGCGUGCAGGCUGGGCUUGGAGUGCCGGUGGAUGACCCGUUUGCUCCUCCGGAGGGUACUCGCCGCUGGUGCCUUCAACAGCGAGUGGCGGUCCGUGCUUUCCGCGGAACAAACUGUCGAUGCCUUACGGUUUUGCGGCCGCGCCUUCGAGAUGAUACAGCGUGGCCUCCGCUGUACAUGUUCUUCGGGUGCGAGCUACGAUAGCGGGCGGUCCGACGACAAACACGAGGCUCAGGAAGAUUCUCCAGAGGUGGCACAAAGAUGCAGUGGGCACGCGGAAGAGUCGCUGCUGCUAACCGAGCCGGCCGCUGUUGACCUGGCCAGGUUGGUUGUUGUCCUUGUGAGGCAACCGGUAGCUUGGGGCGAGAACCCGGACUGGGCGGCACUCACGCUCGGCUCGGCUGCUUCUCGUCGUGAUGGUGAAGUCGCGAUCGUCCCGGUGCUAGUGGAGCUUCUUAACCAGUUGAUAUCGGUGACACCUACCGAAGACGGAGAUGCCUCACAGGGGGUGGGGGCCGAAGUAGGACAACACUGGCGACAUGCACAUGGUGGUCGCACCCUGCUUGAAGGGGCUCAAGCCCUGGAAAGAAGACUGACUGGGGGUGGAAAUGUUUUGGACGAGCUACUGUUUUCUCUGCUCGGCAGUUCUGCAGCUAUUGUGCGCAGAGCUGGAACUUUGCUCGAGACCCUGAAAGAAACCUCAGAUUCGGCGGUACCGGAAAGGGUGGACAAGAACGAAAAAGAAAUAACAAAAGCUGCCUCUCUAGUUGCAAGGGAAAUGGCCCCCAUGUUUCGACCUGACGGGCUAAUCCUGAAGGUGAUGACCACACCUCUUCAGAGCGGGUCCAGUAUCGAAGGGGCGACGGACACGUCACCAGCCGUUACAACCAAACGGCCUGAUGUAGGCAGCCCGAUCCGUACCCCGUGUUUGGCGGCGGCGGCGGCUGUGCGGCUGAGCGCCGCAUACUUCUCCCUUUACGGGAAAACCCGCAUUCGCGAGGAACAAGAUCUGGUGCGCCUCGAAGCUUUUGUGGACCCGCUCUUUUCACGUUUCCGCAAAGAAUGUGAGGCCUUGCUUGGACAAUAUCAGCCUGAAGGUAGCCACGAGGCCCCGCCGAGCGAGCGAGGGCGUCAAGCUGGGUGCGCGGCGCGGGAUGAGCCGAAGACAGAGCAGGAGGGCACCGCCGCGAGGCGGCGGGGCCGUGUUAUUCUUUGUCGCCUACAUCUCGAAGCGCUGGUCGAGCUCGUAGCAGUGCAGGACCCCGCGGUUCGGAAGCGGCUCGACGACUGCCGCGUGUCACCGUUCUUGGUAGAACGCGUCCUUGGAGUGGGUGGCGACGCGGCAGGCACCACAAAGGAAUCUCCUAGACCCGUCCACGGGUCAGUGGAGAAUUUAUCGUGCUGUGACGCAACAGUGACGUCGCGAAGUUCCCUGUCAUGCAGCCCGUCCGCCGAGCAUGUGUCUUCCGUAACCGGGUCAGGCAUCACCUCUCCGACCCAUCAAGUCGCGAAAAAAGACACCGCGGAAACUUGUGGCGCCAGCUCCAGCAGCGGCGGUCGUUUCCAUGACCUCAAGUGGGCUCGUGCUCGGCCCAACAGCACCGUCGCGGAGAAUGCUACGACUUCCUUGUCGGUGGGGGAUAGGGUCGACGGCCUCGUGUCCGUGAAACGCGGGAGGCCGAGGUGGUUUCCGGGACGGGUCGCGGGCAUAAACGGGGAUGAUGGCACCGUGCACGUCUGCUUCGACGAUGGCGACGAAGAGACAAGAAAGAAUACUGCAGAAUUGCGCCUUAGCCGGAAAAGGGACACCGAGAGGGUCAAGGUUCGAUCGCGUUCGACACUCCCAAGGCCCGCGGGAGGGGGGACUGCCGCUAGUGCCACGCAGAAAGGUGGACACCGAAUACCUCCGCCUGCCACCCAAACCAAGCGGUCUGACGCCGUAGCGGGAAAAGAGUGUUCGUCACACGGUAAUCGAAACGCACACGUUGAAAGUGAAACCCGCAGAAGUGCAAGGGCGGGCGGGGAUGCCACCGUGGUCACCAUGUCUGAGGGGGGUGCCGACGUUCCUGCGACAGCGAUCGCUGCUGAAGACGGCGGCAUUGGUGCUGCCGAGGUCGACAGCGAAGACGACGACGCGUACUUCGUGAUACCAAGCGUGUUGGACGACGCGAGUGCGGUCAAUAACAACGGACGCCCGUCCGUCGCUGCCGAUUCCGCCUCUUCGAUGUCCGUGGUGCCCAGGAUAGACCUUCAGUCUCCAGUGUUUCGGACGAGGGUUUCUUCGUCACAGCUCGGUCCCGGCUCGUCGCUAUCAACCCCUACAACGGGGGGGGCGCGCAUUCUAGACACGGUUUGGGGCGCGGCAGGUUCACGCUCCGACGCGUCGCUGUCCACAGCGGUGUUCCCGAGCGGGCGGAGUUCGCGAGUUCUACGCCCGCCCUUGUUCACCGACCGGUCUUCCGCUAUCGGCGGCGGCGGCUCGUCGUCGCGAGGUUUCAGCAUGGUACGCAGAGCUUCCGUGCUAACCGACAUCCACCCCCCGAUGGCGGACACCACUGUCAGAGUCACGGAACGUGAGAUCACGGGGCUGCUCAGAAGCGACGGAGAAUCGUCGUCAGAUGAAGAAGAAGGGGGAUGGGAGGAGGAAGAGGAGCAGGAAAAAGGAAUUCCAUUGCCGGAGGCGGGAAAAUCGGGCUCGCCACGACAGCUUCCCCAAUGCAGUAGACCUAAAGUCGAAACGGGCAAUGAGCGCGACGCGGGGGCAGGGGGCCACCCACGAGGGGCGAAGAGAGUGUCGGAAGAGAAAGCAGUGCGGCUGCGAGACGACGACGAAAACAAUGAGGUCUUCCCGCGAGUCAACUACGAUAGUGAUUUGAGCGUCAUGCAACGCUAUGCCGUCGAACUUCUUCUGUGCAUGGCCACGGGGCCGAGCGGUCACGGCAAUUUGCCAGCGUGGGAGCACAUCUUUCUGCCAACGUCGGUCGGGGGAUCGGUGGAGAUUGCUUCGCUGAGAGCAUUCUUCGACAGCGUUCGAAACGCCCACAUCGUUCCGAGCUUGAGGUCGCAGUGGCACCCAGAGGUGGCGGUGUUAGGGAAGCUUGUCUGCAUUGCGCUGUUCGACGCCCAGAGCUACUCUCUCGACGGGGAUCACAUCGGGGCAGGGAGGUUUGGCGCGGUCAUCGUAUCUGAGUGUCCUCUUCCGCUUGGUGGAUGUCGGCAUCAUUUGGCGUCAGCACAAGCGCCCUCCACACCUUCCUCUGCCGGAAAGGAAGAUGGACUGGAAUCACCAACAAGGCUGACGGAGUCCUCGUUGAGCGUCCCGCCGCGACGGUCGACGAGCGGCCGCGAACAGGGCGAGGUUGCUUUGAAGGUGAUAGGAAGGGACGACUUGGACGACGCUGUGGGCCAGAACGUUUUCUUGGAGGCCCUUGCGCUUCGCGCUCUCGCCGACGUCCCCGGCGUGUGCCGCCUCUACGACUUCGGCGUUACACCCACGUCAUAUGUCUUGGUCCUAGAAAGGUGCGCUUGCAGCCUGAACGACUGGCGGUCCGGGCGCAGCGACAACGACGAAGACGAUCUAAGCAUGUCUAUGAGUGCUCCUCGUUCCGACGCAGAGGUAGUCCUGUACCUCGCCGUUUUCCGACAAAUCGUCACCGCCGUGGGUGCGAUGGCGGCGAGGGGUGUCAUCCAUUUUGACCUUAAGUGCGACAAUGUCCUCGUUCGCGGCGGGAGCAGCAAGGUUGAGUACCACGAGUGCCUUGCCUCUUCGCCAACAGCGGCAGGAAUCAGAACCGUCUUGGCGAUGGAACAUGAAGUAGUGCCGUCCGUCUGCGUGACCGACUUCGGGGAGGCGAUCGUCGGGCGGCGGCGGAGGUGCCCGCCAAAGGCAACCGACGCCCUCCCUGCGACUGCAAGGCCAGACCCGGACUCGGCCACAAAUGAUGAUGAAUUCUACUUUGACGUGCGUGGUUCACGUGGGACCGAGCGUAUCCAGAGUCCGGAGAUGGUUCUCCUGUCGAGAAGCGGUGGCGGCACUGGUGGUAGUGGACCUUCAAGCGAGGACCCCGCUGUGGGUGCCGAGCGAGGAGAGUCGGCUAGGGGGAUCACCACCGCAUCGGACGUUUGGUCGCUUGGGUGCCUACUGUACGAGCUGCUCUGCAAGCAGCCCCUGUUCAGAGACCUGCAGUGGUCUGAGUUUUUCGUGACCCUGACGGCGGGCGAAGUGGUUGGCGGAUCUGGCAACGGGACGGUUCCUGUGGCUGAGGGUGCUUCGGUACCCCCGUUGCCACCACCGCUGAGCCUGCGCCCGUUCGCCGCUCUCGGCUGCGCCAAGGCGGUGAAGACUCUCCUAGAGGCGAUGUUGGUGCGAAACCCCGCCAAGCGACCGAGUGCUCUCCGAGUGGUGAGCGCUGUUGACGAAGCGAUGACGGCCGUCGUGUCCAGCCUCCCCGUCGGGAGCGAGAAACAUCCACCGACGACCAUAAUCCGACCAAGAACCGAGAAUCAGUCGGACACUUCUGUGGGUUCGCCCGAUGCCAACACACACAGCAUGCCGCGUGGACAAGGAGACUCACCCGGCUGGGAAAACUCGCAGGUCGAACAUCAGAGGGAGGUCGUAGCACACAGCGGAAGGGGGUUCGGAGGACAGGCGACGACAGAAGCGGCGGGAGGACGGGCACCGUUCCACCCGUCCACGACCGUCGGUGCGCUCCGGAGCUUCGCCGCAAAACAGCAGCCCUGCGUUCUAGGGUGUGACGGAUGCUUGCACCGGUUGGGGACCGGCGCGUUCCUCCUGGCCCUUAACGGUCCAACCGACGGCGGCGGCGGCGGCGACUGCAUCAGAGGUAAGGGCGAGGAUCUAGCAGCUUGUCCGGCGCGGCAGCAGCUAGGCUCGCAAAUCACUGUGUGCUGCAACACCGCAGUUUGGCGAGAUUUUUGCGUGGGAACGGCAGCGGGGGGGACGUCGGCCUUAACGGCAGACGAGAUGGCUCCCCUGGGGAUCGUUCUUCCGUCCCUCGGCAUCAGCCACGUCGUGUGCGUCAACACCACCUACGGCAACCCGGCCACGUCUACGCAGAAGCUGUCAGACUCCCGAACGCCGGGAAAAAAAUCUCGAGUUCUGAGUGUCUCCGUCCGCACGGAGAAGGCCCAAAGUCAGGAGGAAAACGGCGGGGCUUCGCCCUCCUCGAGUGCGGCGAGAUUGGUUCGGGACGUGGCGGAGUUUGCAACCGGGCCGAGGGUGCUUUUUGCCGGCGUAGGCGGCGGGUGCGGCGGCGAGGCAGGUGCCGUCGCAAUGGCGUGGGCGAUGCAGCGCACCGGAAAGGGGGCCUACGAGACCAUGCUAGACUUUAGGCAGGCAUGUGCGGAGUUUUGGGUCGAUACGGCCACGCUCAAGUCUGUAGUAGGAUAG
Molecule: messenger RNA, 8937 nt
Organism: Ectocarpus sp. CCAP 1310/34
Lineage: Eukaryota; Phaeophyceae; Ectocarpales; Ectocarpaceae
Source: the annotation of a GenBank genome assembly